AGGCCAGUGGAUGCAUCUGAACUGAGCUGAUCUAAAAGACACACAUUCAGCACAAUGGUUUAUUUUGUAGGGUUGGUUGGCUUGCUUCUCAUCUUGACUGCUGAAGCCAGAGUUGGGAUCUCCUCUGAGUCUAGCUUCUGCACCGAGUCAAGGGAAUGUCUGCUGUAUGAUCUGGUGUGCAAGAAUGACGAUUAUGAGGUGCGCCACUAUGACUCGGUGAAAUGGGUGUCGACAGACGAGGAAAGCUACUUCAUGGACAAGGCCACUUACACUGCCUUCCGGAGACUCUUCAAAUACAUCACCGGAUCCAACGAGGCUGGCGUCAACAUUGACAUGACAACUCCGGUGACUGUCAAAAUUGAGGAGAAGAAGAGGUUGUGGCAGUCGUCUGUCUUCACCCUCAACUUCCUCCUGCCGUCUGACUAUCAGUUGGCUCCUCCCCAACCCACUGAUGGCAGUGUGUAUUUUACAGAGACGCCAGACAUGAAAGUGUACGUGAGGAGCUACGGUGGAUGGAUGAUGUCUUUGACAUCCAGUGUAAACUCUAUGCUGCUGAAAAGGCAGCUAGACAACGUCCAGGCCACCUACAACAAAGACUACCACUAUGCUGUGGGAUAUGACAGCCCAAUGAAGAUUCUGAAUAGGCACAACGAGGUGUGGUACAUGGUUGAGGGAGAGCCUGUGUGCCCUACCUCCUCCUAAACAUCCUCCUCCAUUACUGCUGAGUCUGGCAUAACCACUUUGAGGAGGACCAAUGGGAGGUGCAUGGUAGACUGAGAACAUCUGAGAAAAUGUGGUUUGGGGGCAAAAAAUAUAUUAACUAAGACAUGUGUCUCUGAUCUGGUGGCACUAUAAUCCAAAAUCAAUAUGCCACAUACUAUAGAGUGUAUACAUAUGUCUUAGAAUGUGCUCAUUCUUAUUCAGUGUUCAGUUUGUUAGGAAGGUGCCUUGCCCACCCCCCCCCCCAGCCCCAUAAUUCGAACUCUGUACGUAUUGACAUGUUCUAACAAUGUGGGGUGAAUGUAGAUGUAGACAGGGAUACAUUUGUACUAAAGUCUGUUUAUGAAAAGUAACUUCCCUUUUGACAAACUACUACAUUCAAUGUUGAACAUGAUUUGGAUCUUUUGUCUGUGUUGAGUUUGUUCCCUUAAAUAUAUGCCAAACAAAUCCUCUCCAGCUCUUUGGUAAAACUUGAGUGGUGGUGAAUACAGUAGGAUUAUAAUGAACAUAAAAUCUUGGGUCAUUGUGUCAGAAACCAUAUUUGUUACAUAGUCUGUCCAUGAGAGACUAUGAUGAACAUUACAAAUGAAUUUUUUUCCAGUCACUCCUUUCACAAAUACAGUGAAGUCAUAUUUGAAAGCC
This is a messenger RNA of Oncorhynchus mykiss (rainbow trout), 1362 nucleotides long. RefSeq names its product heme binding protein 2. Lineage: Eukaryota; Metazoa; Chordata; Actinopteri; Salmoniformes; Salmonidae. The record is from RefSeq and is marked provisional. Gene Ontology annotation, molecular function: heme binding.